Molecule: messenger RNA, 3320 nt
Organism: Phaeodactylum tricornutum CCAP 1055/1
Lineage: Eukaryota; Bacillariophyta; Bacillariophyceae; Surirellales; Neidiaceae
Exons: 4
Coding region: 14-3175 (1053 amino acids)
Source: RefSeq, a predicted model, not a curated record
GACACAAGCAACCAUGUUUCUACAACCUCCAGGAAAGAAACCAGGCGGUGUGUUUCAUUCGCGAUUGGGGUCGCGGCCGUCACACAUUUCCAAAUUGAGCAGCGGGUUGGGUUUAGGAAUGCGUAAAAAGAAACUCGAUCACAGCAACGGCGGGCAUACCCAACUAAUGGCGCGGGCUUCUUUGGCACCCAUUGAGCAACAGCAACAAUCGCAUGAGCUUGCGCAAAUGAACGCGCUAAAGAUCACGCAGGAAGAAUUACAACGGGAUCUGGAAACACUAGGACUACAACAGCAAGAAUCUCAGAGACUGUUGGACAACGCCAAGAAUUUCAAAGAGCGCCGCGUUCACCAACACGCCGAGCUGGAGUCCAAGUUGGAACAUAUCAAAUACAAAGUUGGGCAAGAACGCGCGGAGCUCCAGCGUCGUCAUCACUUGUUGUCCUCAGGUCAACGAGCUUUAAGUCUAGCUCGUCUUUCGGGAGAUCGAACGGGGGACGACCUUCGAGCACUGGAUCGUAAGCUCAAACAGGUUCUGGAAACCAAGCGGACAUUAUUUUUCUAUCAGCGAAAGCAGGACCGCCUUCUGCACGAUCUUCGUGCAGACCUUUCCUCUCUAGCACAUGAAAAAACAGAGGCUACAGCUCAAGUCCAUGCCGCCGACCAGAACUUGAAAAAACUCAAACUGACCGAGCAUUCUCUCCGCCAACGUAUCCAGAGCGAAUCAAAAAAACUUGCUGCUUUCUCACAGCAAACGACAUUGCUUCGUGCCGAAACAAUGUCCAUGGAACAUAUGAUAGAUGAAGUCACCGACGCACUCGAACUGUCCGAAGCGGCACACGCAAAAUGCGCAGCAGAAACAGUGUCGGAAGAAGACCGUCACAACAAAGCUGUUAUAGCACUAGAGGCCAAGAUCGAAGGCAAAUACAGUGUGCAUCGUAAGUUGUCCCAAGAAAUGCAAGUGCUUCGGCAGACUGCACUAGACCAUCAAUCCGAUCUCCAUCUCGCCUGGGAACGCACUAUCUAUGCGCAAAUCGCCAAUGGAAUGACUCCGAGCAAGUCCCAAAAAGAGUCGAACAUUCCGCCGGUCUUGGAAUUCGGCUGUGUGGAAGUGAAAGUUGAAACAGAAACGAAAGCGUGCGAAGAAGAAGCCCAAAUAAUUGAAGAUCUCAAGGCGACUCUUUCUUCUUUCAAGGACCAACUUGACGAGAUGGAAGAAAGGGCCAACACAUCGUCAGAGAAGGUCGAAUUAGAGCAGGGCGCCAUAAACAACGCCAGGAAAACCGAAGAAAGCAGGCGAGAUGAAGCAUCUAAGUUUCUGAUCGAUAUCGUCACGCUAAGAAGAGAAAACGAACAUGUCCGAGCUUCGUUUGACACUCUUCGAAGCCUACGUGACGACCAGAACGCUGGCAUUAAACGUAGCAUAGACACUGUCCGUCAAGAGAAUGGUCAAGCUGAGCACAAUCGUUCACUUGCUCAACAUCGACUAAGUAAAGUGGCAACUGAAGUUCGUUCUACGAGCGCUUCUGCUCUUCGGGAGAAAGAAGCAAUUGCCUUGAAGCUAGCAGAAUUUGAGAGUGAAAUUUCCACCGUACAUCAGUGCAAUCUUUCAGCAAAGGAGGAACUGAAUCGCUUGUCGUCCAUCAUCGAGAGUCAAGACAAGCUCUCUCGUAACAGUCUAGGCUUGUCCCAGUCUGCAGCGAAGAAGAAUAUUGCUGAAAUUCUAAAUGAAUAUCCGGAUCUUGAAAGUGUCCGUUUCGGGUACGACCCGAAGAAAACCCUCGACGAGCAAGCUGAUGAGAGUCUCAAGCUGAUCGUUGCACAUUGCAAGCACCGUCUCAACUCAGCAAAGAAGAUGCAGGCAGGGCUUCGUGAAGCUGCCAAACUUGAAGAUCUCGAACUACGAGAAAUGCAAAAGGCAGCUGCUAUCGAAUCAAAACGCAAAUUCAAGAUCCGAGAAUAUCGCAAGCAUCGUCUCCUCUCCGGCACUUCAGGAAACGCCAUCAAGCAAAGUAAUUUGAAAGACGAAAAGAAACACAAGAGCAGACGAAGCUUACAGAGUAUGCGUGUCAAAGCAUCAGCAUGGAUUGGAGACGAAAAAACUGAAAAGACACGACGCGACAAGAAGAAAAUGCGGCGAGAGGAACUCCAGCAUCAGACAGAAAUAGCUCUCGAGAAUUCUGAACUGAACAGCGUCGCCAAACCCCGGGAUCUCUUGGAAGUGUUUUCCCGUGUUGGUGACGACGGCGGCAAAUCGACGUACGACUUGGAAGCUUGUGCUGUUCUCACACAGACUACUGCCGGUAGUGAAAAGAAGGUGACGUGGGAGGAGGACAAUGGAAAGGAGAAAAGGACGAGUAAGAUAUCCAAGAAAGAUUGCACACGGGGACGAAAGACAAAGGAGUGCCUUUCGAAGGACAGCACCGAAAAGCCACACAUUCCGAAACUGGCUCCCUCUUCGCUCUCGGCAACUAUGCUCGAUGCCGGCUUUCAAGAAGUGUCGGCCCUUUUGGUUGAAAAGGAAGCAAGCUCACAUCGGAUCAGUUCGUCCAAGCCAGUGGUCCAAAAAUCCUACACCUUGCCUUCAGUUGACCGCAUAUCUAGGGAACCUCGCUCUCAAGAUCUGAAAAAAUUGCUUUCCUGCAAAUCGAUAGGACAUACUGGUGAAAAAACUAGAAGCAAUUCCUCUCGCUUUGGAAAUCCUAAGAAGCGUGACAUCGAUGUCACAACCAAUCCGCGUAGAGAGAUGCCCCAUUCUUUCGGUUCGACUAAGCCGAUCUCCAAAACCCGAGGGGAAAAUGCCCAAUCUCUUAAGGAGUGGAGUGGCUCCUCUACUUCUCACAGAGCAUUUGAAGACAAAACAAAUUCGUCAAAAACAAAAGACCAAGAGCGACGAACAACAAGCCACCAACGUGAAAAGGGUAAGCGUUCCCAUCGUUCGUCGGCGGAUGUUCGAACAGCUAGCACUGAUCACAAGAAGAUGAACUACCACCUAUCCUUGUCCCAUAAUUCGAAUCCAUCUCUGAAGAGAAACAGCUGUCAAACUUCUGGACUCAGUUCCAAGGAGCGUCCUGCGAAGUCUCGUCGUCGCUUGAAGAGCAGGAGCAGUGAUGUACUGAAGAAUCAGAUUCAAACCUUUGGAGAUGAACGGUACUCAUUCGGAUUUGCCACAUCCUAAUCAUCUCUUGCAGCCGACGUUCCAACCCGAACUAUAGGGGUCGGCAAUUUCUAACGACAGCGCUUAAAAAAAGAUCAAUAUGUGUUCGCUGUAAACAACUCACAAAACGAACCUUUUUGGCCAACACGUCCUUGACUAACGUGAG